AUAGACCACGUAAAUCAAUAGUAAUGGAUCGAAUUGUAAAAGAGACACCAGAUAACAAUACAAUUAUAAUCACAGAAGGUAGUGAAAUCAAAGAAUUGGUAAAAGAACAUUUUCACAAUUGGACGAGGAAAAGAACAACAGAUGCUGGGUUAUUCAAAAAAUGGGAGUCUGAAUACACACCACUUAAAGAGAUUAACAAGUCGUGGUAUGACACCCUUUAUAAUGAGGUCAAAUUAGAUGAAUUAGAGUUAGUAAUUCAAUCUCUACCAAAUAACAAAGUGCCGGGGCAAUCCAAUCUCCAGUACGAAUGGUUUAAAAACCUCCUACAAAAAG
Messenger RNA from Diversispora eburnea, 333 nucleotides. NCBI's taxonomy places the organism in Eukaryota, Fungi, Glomeromycota, Glomeromycetes, Diversisporales, Diversisporaceae. The record is from the annotation of a GenBank genome assembly.